Lacerta agilis (Sand lizard) is the source of this 3405-nucleotide messenger RNA. RefSeq names its product glutamate ionotropic receptor NMDA type subunit 3B (gene GRIN3B). Bases 157 to 3336 code for a protein of 1059 amino acids. The transcript has 10 exons. NCBI's taxonomy places the organism in Eukaryota, Metazoa, Chordata, Lepidosauria, Squamata, Lacertidae. Gene Ontology annotation, molecular function: transmitter-gated monoatomic ion channel activity involved in regulation of postsynaptic membrane potential; NMDA glutamate receptor activity. The record is from RefSeq and is a predicted model, not a curated record. Gene Ontology annotation, cellular component: postsynaptic membrane; plasma membrane. Gene Ontology annotation, biological process: synaptic transmission, glutamatergic; ionotropic glutamate receptor signaling pathway; monoatomic ion transport.
UUCCCUCUGCUCCUGCUCUGCCCCACUUCAGCGGCGCCUGAUGGGCGGGCCCUGGGAGACCCCCUCCCGGCUGCCUCCUUAGGGGACCCCCCACCCAGCCCGGGUGGGGGGCGGGCGCAGGGGUUGCGCGCCCCUGCGCCUUGCGCGCCCUGCCCUAUGGAGAGGCGCCGGGCGCUUUGCUGCUGGUGGUGCCUGUCGCUCCUGCUGGCGGGGCAGCCGGCGGCCCGGGGGCACCCGCAGCCGUGCCACAUCCUGGCACGGAUCGGGCACACCGUGCGCCUGGGCGCCCUGCUUCCCCGCGCAGGGGAAGCCGAAAGCCGGGCGCGCAACGCCCUGGCCCGCGCCAGCCGCACAGCAACCUCCGCGCUGCCCUACAACCUUAGCCUCGAAGUGGUCCCCGGGGCGCCCCGGCAGAGGGACCCGGCCUCGCUGGCCCGCUGGCUGUGCCAGGCGCUGGUGGUGCGCGGAGUGGCCGCCGUGCUUGCCUUCCCCGCGUCCCGCAGGGAGCUGCUCCAGUUGGACUUCGCCGCCGCCUUCCUCGAGAUCCCCUUCGUCAGCAUCCGGGAAGAGGAAGAGGAGGAGGAGGAGGAAGAAGGGGAAGGCAGAGGGGGACAAAGUGCGAAGACCCCCAUGCCCUUCAGGAGCCGGAACCCCUUCCACCUUCACAUGGACCGGAGCAACGACUUCGAGACGCUCCUGGAGCUGCUGGCUAACAUAUUCCGCUCCAACAAAUGGCACGAGGUCACCCUGGUGCUGUGCCAAGCGUGGGACGUCCCUGCCUUUGUGGACCUGUGGAGCAGUUACGCCGAGCUGGAGAGGACGGCCGUGGUGGACCUGAGCUUCCUCGAGGAGACGGAGGCCGCCCGCCUCCUGCGCCGCCACUUGGAAGAGUACCGGGAACUUCCCGGCCCCGCUCUGCUCUUUGGCUGCGACGCCCGCCACUCCCAGCUGGUCUUCCGGACAGCCAGGGACCUAGGGGUGCUCCAGGAGUUCCACUGGGUGCUAGGGCAGCCCCAGAAUGUGGACGAGCUCCGGACGGAAGGGCUGCCCCUGGGCCUCUUAGCCUAUGGGGAGGUGGGCAGGCCGUCCCUGGAGCAGUUCGUCCACGACGCAGUGGAGCUGGUUUCGAGGGCCAUCUCGAAGGCCGUUUACAUCCGCCCGGACCUCGCCCUCAUCCAGAGCAUGGUGAACUGCAACGACAAGCACACCGUCGCCUCCGAGUCCUCAGGGCGCUACCUCUCCCAGUUUCUAGCCAACACGUCCUUCCGCGGCCAGACAGGGGAGGUCUUUGUGCACAACACGUCCCGCGUCCACACAGAUCGCCACUACAAAGUCUGGAGCCUCCUGAGGGACUCUGUGGGGCAGCCCACGUGGGUGACGGUGGGAACCUGGAAAGGGGGCGAGAUGGAGGUGGAGGAGGGGACGUGGCCCCAGCACCUGCAGCGCAGGAACCAAGCGGAGGGAUUUUGCCGCAUGAAACUGCGUGUGGUGACCUUGGUAGAGCACCCUUUCGUCUUCACAAGAGAGGUGGAUGAAGAAGGCAACUGUCCUGCUGGCCAGCUGUGUCUGGACCCCCGAACCAAUGACUCGGCCGUUCUGGACACCCUCUUUGACGAGCUCAACUCUGAGAAUGGCUCGGUCCCCGCCGAGUACCGGAAAUGCUGCUACGGCUACUGCAUUGACCUCCUGGAGAAGCUGGCCGAGGACCUCCCCUUUGACUUUGACCUCUACAUUGUGGGGGACGGGAAAUACGGGGCCUGGAAGAACGGCCGCUGGACAGGGCUGGUGGGGGACCUCCUGAGUGGGACGGCCCACAUGGCAGUGACGUCCUUCAGCAUCAACUCGGCCCGCAGCCAAGUGAUCGACUUCACCAGCCCCUUCUUCUCCACCAGCCUGGGCAUCCUGGUGAGGGUCCGGGACACGGCGUCUCCCAUUGGGGCCUUUAUGUGGCCGCUGCAUUGGACGAUGUGGGUGGGCAUCUUUGUGGCUCUCCACGUGACCGCCCUGUUCCUCACCCUCUACGAGUGGAAGAGCCCCUACGGGAUGACCCCCCACGGGCGCAACCGCAUGAAGAUCUUCUCCUACUCCUCGGCGCUCAACCUCUGCUACGCCAUCCUCUUCGGGCGAACCGUCUCCAGCAAGACGCCCAAGUGUUGGACCGGGCGCUUCCUGAUGAACCUCUGGGCCAUCUUCUGCCUCUUGGUCCUUUCCAGCUACACCGCCAACCUGGCCGCCGUAAUGGUGGGAGAGAAGACCUUUGAGGAGCUGUCUGGGAUUCACGACCCCAAGCUGCACCAUCCGUCACAAGGAUUCCGAUUUGGGACUGUGUGGGAGAGCAGCGCGGAGGAAUAUAUCAAGAAAAGUUUCCCAGACAUGCACGAAUACAUGCGGCGGCUGAGUGUCCCCACGACCCCCGCGGGCAUCAAAAUGCUCAAGACCAACCCUCCGAAGCUGAAUGCCUUCAUCAUGGACAAAUCUCUGCUGGAUUACGAGGUGUCCAUCGACUCCGACUGCAAGCUCCUCACCGUCGGGAAACCCUUUGCGAUCGAAGGCUACGGGAUCGGCCUUCCUCAGAAUUCGCCCCUGACCUCCAACAUCUCGGAGUUCAUCAGCCGCUAUAAAUCGGCUGGCUUCAUGGACCUCCUCCACGACAAAUGGUACAAGAUGGUCCCCUGCGGAAAGCGGGUCUUCGCUGUCACCGAGACCCUGCAAAUGGGCAUCUACCACUUUUCGGGGCUCUUUGUCCUUCUUUGCAUCGGUCUCUGUGGCUCUUUGCUGACUUCCCUCGGAGAGCACAUCUUCUACCGCCUCAUCUUGCCUCGCAUCAAACGCAAGAAGAAGUUCAACUACUGGCUUCACACCAGCCAGAAAAUCCACCGGGCGCUGAACAUGGGUUUGGAGGAACAGAGGAUCAAAAAGCUGAAUUUGGAGAAAAGGUGCAACAUCCAAAAGAGCCAAGAGGAACCAGAGGUCCCGCCGCCCCCGCCGCCCUCCAACCAGCCAGGUUGGAACAACCUCCGCCGGGUGGCCGUGAAGAAGGAGGACAAACGCGUCCAUUUCAACAUCGAGAACGCCCCGGACGAGGCUUCGGAUGAUGAGCGAGAGGCCCCCGUCUGGCACUGCAUGAACGGCCAGGAUCCGCAGCAGGGCAGCAAGGAGGCCAAAGAGAAGGAGCUGAAGGAGCUGGAGAGCAAGAUCAAGGACAUGCGCGAGCAGCUGCGGGCUGCCCUGGUGCGCAAGAGCGAGCUGAUGGUGGCGCUGGGGCCACCACCCAAGGCGCCCCGCCUGCCCCCCGCCCUCAAGGCCUUGAUCAAGGAGAGCAACGAGGACAGGUGAUGCCCGGGGGCAGGGGCCGCCUCUUGCCGGCUGGCUCUGCGGGGCGGCUCCAGCCAGUUGUGGAGACGG